Molecule: messenger RNA, 2217 nt
Organism: Aphidius gifuensis
Lineage: Eukaryota; Metazoa; Arthropoda; Insecta; Hymenoptera; Braconidae
Source: RefSeq, a predicted model, not a curated record
UCAAAAUACGUAUAUAGAUUGAAUAAUAUAAAUAAACUAGUAAAUAAAUUAAUAAUUGAAGAAUGAAUGUCGAGGCUGGUAUUUUUCCAGAGCGUAUAAAAAAAAAAAAUUAUCUAUGUUCAGUAGAGGAUUGUUUUAGUAGUGCUGAAAAAAAUUUUAAUUUAAGGUUUCAUCGUUUUCCAAAGCCCAAUAAAUACCUUAUCAAAAACAAAAACUUAAAAACAGUAGAUCGUUUUUCAGUGUGGAAAAAUUUAUUGAAAAUAACAAAAGUAAUCAGCUCAACAAGAGUAUGUUCUUUACAUUUUGCAAAAGCUGACUACAUUUUACCAGAUAUUCCUUCAUCACAAAGCCAAUUAAAAAAAACAGCUAUACCAUCGUGUAAUUUGCCAGAUCCUGUGAUGCUUAAUGAGUAUAAUGAUGUACAACAACUAUCAUCACAUUCAUCAUCUUUAGAUGAAAGCUCAUCUUCUCUGGAAAAUGAUGAUGAAAAAUUAUCUUUAAAUUCACCACUUCAUCCAGAAUCACCAUCUCAUGAUGAUAAUACUGACCAAAUAAAUUCACCACCUUGUUAUAAUGAUGUUAUUGAUUUGUCAGUGAAGUUAAAUUCUACUGAUAUAACUGACCAAGAUUAUGAAUGUCAAAAUAUACCAAAUUCAUUCAUGUGUCGUACUGAUGCUGAACUAAAAGAUGUAACUGGUAUAGAAUCAUUUUUCUUACUUGAUUAUAUUGUUGAAAUAUAUGAGAAUAUUGCUGAAUUGAAUCAUGAAAAAGACAUGAGUAUAAAAGAGAAAAUUAUUAGAACAUGCUCAGAAUUAAAGAAAAAAAAAAGAGUUGACACCUCAAUGCAGUGGGUUAAUAACGUUGAUAGAUCAAUGGAAUCAAAUUAUUCUCCAUCUCUUGGUGAUGCAAAUGAGGUCAACAUGUUUGAUAAUUCAAUGGAAUCAAGUGGUUCUUCCAGUUGUAACUUGUCUACUUCUUCUUCUUCAUGUAAUAAUGAUAAUGAUGGUGAUACUAAUGAUGUGCUUAAUUUGUCAUGUACAUCAGGUUCUGUUACUUCACUUGAUGAAAACGAUGAAGUAUUAGACAUGUCAAUCAACACCAGUUACAGUCGACAUAUUGGAGUUCAAGUAAACACUGGUUUGGUCUCUCCUCUUUUUAGUCUUAAUACUGAUGCUGAGCUGAGUACUGCGACCGGUAUUGAAUCAUUCCCUAUUCUUAAUUUUAUUGUUGAAGUUGUUGAACGUAUUGUAGGAAGUUCUAAUUGGCAUAAAAAUAAGAGGAUGAGCACCAGGGAGCAAAUAAUUAUGACUUACAUGAAACUGAAGCAUAAUGCAUCAUAUGCUUUAUUGUCUUUAAUAUUUAAAGCUUAUUCAGAAAGGCAUUGUCAACGAGUAUUUAAAAAAAUGAUUUGUAUAUUGAGCAAGUGUUUACCAAGGAUCGCUAUUCGUUGGCCUUCAAGGGAACAAAACUCAAGAAAUAUACCUAAAUGUUUUGAAAAUUUUGAAGAUGUUAUUGUUAUAGUCGACUGUACUGAGAUACAUAUGCAAAUUCUAAUAAUAUGUAUGAAGUUACUUACGUUUACAUUAAAAUUUUAUACAUUUAAGUUUAUGACAGGAGUAAGUCCAUCUGGUACAAUUACGUUUAUUAGUAAAGCAUAUGGAGGAAGAGCAACAGAUUGUGAUAUUUUCCAAGAGAGUGGGAUUAUGAACUUGUUGAAGCCUGGAGAUGCAGUAAUGGUGGAUAAGGGAUUCCUCAUUGAUGAAAUUUGUUUACAAAAAAAUAUUAAACUCAUAAGACCUCCAUUUUUGAAAGAAAAAAAACAAUUUUCAUCAGAAGAGGCUAUUUUAACAUCAAGAAUUGCAACUGCUAGAGUACAUAUUGAAAGGUCGAAUCAAAGAAUUAAAAAUUUUGAUAUUCUUGGGUCAAUUUUACCUUCUCAUUUACGAGAAAAUAUUGAUGAAAUUUUUUCAGUAAUUUGUGCAACUGUUAAUUUGUCAUCACCAAUAUUAAGUGAUGAUAAAUUUAUGGGUCAUUAAGGACAGAAAGAAUGUUCAUGUGUUAAAUAAAUAAACACUAUAAUUGUAUAUAACUAAUUUCAUAAUUAAAUUGUAUCAUUGAAUUAAGACAUCGAAUGAUAAAAAAAUGGUAUAAGUGUCUGGAAUGAAUACAAUUGAUAUUCUUUUUAAUUUUUUUUUUAUUUUUUAUAAAUUGUAAUUA